UUGUCUCUUCAAAAAUCAGAAUAUCUUACAUACUUGCUAUUGUCAAAGCCAUUGACAAUUGACAAAUUGACAAGAAAAUUUGAAUUCGUACUUCGUAUGUUCGUACGUAAUCGUAGUUUUUGAUUUUGAUUCUAAAGUUUUGUGUCGUGGCUGCUUAAAGUUUACGCAUUGAAUUUUUCCAAAUAGAUGUAAUUGCAAUACACUUUUGUUUAAAUUGUAACCUUAUUUUACUUAUAAUUAUUUUGUGGCUUAUUUCAUUAUCGUAUAGAUAUUUCUAUUAGUGGUUUUCUUGAAUCGUGAAUAAUUGAGUACCAGUGAGUGUGAGGUUAGCGGUCAUUAGAUGUCCAAAAAGUUUUAUGAUGUCCAAAAGAACACAGCCUAAUUGGUCACCACCCGCAAAAUCUGAAAAGCGUCCUGUUUUAAAGCUAUACAAUAGCUUGACACGCCAGAAAGAGGAGUUUGUGUGCAAUAAUGGAAACCAUGUUAACUGGUACAGUUGUGGCCCAACUGUGUACGAUGCUUCGCAUAUGGGACAUGCUAGAUCCUACAUAUCGUUUGAUAUCUUGAGGCGCGUAAUGUCUAAUUAUUUUGGUUAUGAUAUACUUUAUGUUAUGAAUAUCACUGAUAUUGAUGACAAAAUUAUAAAAAGAGCAAGACAGAACUAUUUGUAUGAAAAAUAUGUGAAAGAACCUCAAGAUUUAAAUAAUACAAUAGAUGAUGCAACAACUGUAGUGGAUUACUAUGAAGGUGUGGUCCAGAAAACUACUGAUCCAGACAAAAAGAAUACAAUGCAAAAAAUGUUAGAUAAUGUUGCAUUAGCUGUCAAAGAGCUAAAAUUAGCAGUAGAAACUAAUGAUGUUGAAAAAAUUAGGAUAGCAAAAUGUGAAUUACUGAAGUCUGCAAAGGAUCCUAUAUCAGACUGGCUGGAUAGUAAGUAUGGGUCAACAGUGACUGAUAAUGCAAUAUUUGAAUCACUGCCUAGAUAUUGGGAAAAUGAGUUUCAUAAAGAUAUGAAAGCACUUAAUGUUCUACCUCCAGAUGUAUUAACAAGAGUGAGUGAAUAUGUACCUCAAAUUGUAAAGUUUAUUGAGAAAAUAUUGGAAAACAACUUGGCCUAUGAAUCUAAUGGCUCAGUUUACUUCAAUGUCGGUGAAUUUGACACCAGAGAUAAACAUCAUUAUGCUAGAUUGGUUCCAGAAGCUUAUGGCGACACAAAGUCGUUACAAGAAGGAGAAGGUGAUCUGAGUGAUGAUACAGCUGAGAAGAGAUCGCCGAAUGAUUUUGCUCUGUGGAAACGGAGUAAGGCCGGUGAACCUUCAUGGCCAUCUCCAUGGGGUGCUGGUCGCCCAGGUUGGCAUAUUGAGUGCUCGGCUAUGGCAUCUGAUGUGUGUGGAUCUCAACUAGAUAUACAUACUGGAGGUGUAGAUCUUAAGUUUCCUCAUCAUGAUAAUGAGCUAGCUCAGAGUGAGGCUCAUUUUGAUCAGCCGGGUUGGGUGAAAUACUUCCUACACACGGGUCACCUGACGAUCGCUGGCUGCAAGAUGUCUAAGUCACUGAAGAAUUUCGUAACAAUUAACGAAGCAUUACAACGACACACUGCUCGACAACUGCGCUUCGCAUUCCUACUACAUGGCUGGAAGGAUACACUCGACUAUUCUGAUAAUACUAUGGAAAUGGCAAUACAAACUGAAAGACAGUUUAAUGAGUUCUUCCUGACUGUGAAAGAUGCAUUGCGUAGUGGAUACGCUGAAGGCAGCGGCGGCUGCUGGGGACCAGAAGAACAACAGCUAUCCACUAAAUUCACCCAGGUCCAAGAACAGGUGCAUGCUGCUCUCUGUGACAACAUAGAUACGCGUGGGGCGCUGGAGGCGCUGCGCGAGCUGGUGGGCGCGGUGCACGUGUACUUGGGCUCGUCGGGGCCGCGGCCGUCGCCGCUGCUGGCGUCGGCCGCGCGCUACGUGACCGACGUGCUGCACGUGUUCGGCGCCGUCGCCGGGCCCCGCGGCGGCAUCGGCUUCCCAGUGUCCGACGACGACAGUGUUUGCGUGGAGGAGAAGGUGAUGCCAUAUCUGGAGGCGCUGAGCUUGUUCCGCGGGCGCGUACGCGAGGAAGCGCGCGCGGCCGGUGCGGCGAGUGUGCUGCAGCUGUGCGACCGACUGCGCGACUACGACUUGCCGGAGCUCGGCGUCCGUCUCGAGGACAAACCCGAUCGUACCGUCGUUAAAUUGGUUAGUAAAGAAGAAUUAAUAAGAGAAAGAGAAGAGAAAAAGAGAGUGGAAGCAGAAAAACUAAGGAAGAAACAAGAAAUUCUGGAAGCUCAACGGGCCAAAGAGGAACAGAAGAAAAUCCCGCCUAAUGAAAUGUUUAAGCUAGAAUCGGACAAGUACUCCAAGUUUGAUAAUCAGGGGUUGCCAACACAUGAUCAUGAAGGUAAAGAACUUAGUAAGGGUUUGGUGAAGAAACUGCAGAAACUACAGCUAGCUCAAGAGAAGAAAUACAAUGAAUAUUUAACAUCCAUAAAUACUUGCUAACUAUUGUGUAAUGGGAAACGUAAACCUUUGUUUAACUAACUAAAAAAAAAGCCGUUACUUUUACGAUGAUAUUAUGUAUAUAUAUAGACACAAGAAUAGAGUGGUUAUCCAAAUUUAUUAAGAGAUAUUAAAAAUGUGAUUGGAAUUUUACAUACGAGUAUAGAUGUGUCGUACUUUAUUAUAAAUAUUAAAUAUCUACGCAAAGUUAUUUGAUUUGAUUUGAUUUCUAAGUUGCGUGAUUUUUAUUAGAAUGGUGCAUAAUUAAAUACAUAAUUAGUCUUAGUGCAUACUGGUCGAAUGUAUUA
Molecule: messenger RNA, 2836 nt
Organism: Achroia grisella
Lineage: Eukaryota; Metazoa; Arthropoda; Insecta; Lepidoptera; Pyralidae
Gene: CysRS
Product: cysteine--tRNA ligase, cytoplasmic-like
Exons: 11
Coding region: 357-2531 (724 amino acids)
Biological process (GO): cysteinyl-tRNA aminoacylation
Cellular component (GO): cytoplasm
Molecular function (GO): ATP binding; cysteine-tRNA ligase activity
Source: RefSeq, a predicted model, not a curated record